AAUGGAACCAGCUCAGUUGAUUUCUGAAGAAUGGGGUUCUCUUAGUGGACUAUACACAGCUGAGGAAGCUGAAUUCAUGACUCAGCUUCUUGCUGGUAACUAUUCUGUCUCAGAGAAGCAUUAUUCUAGUGUUGCCAUGCCACCAUCUUCUGCAUUUUGGCCUUGCCAUGAAUCCACAAAAGUGAGCUUCAAAGGCAUCAAUGGCAAUUCCUAUUUGCCUCCUUCACAUAUUGAAAAUGCUAACUAUCUAUGCUUCUCCCAAGGGAGUAGCUCCAGUACUGAGAAUGGGAAUAUCUAUUCCUAUGAUACCACAACAAAUUUCGACUCCAUGUCCACCGAUAAUUGUUUAGAAGGUGCCAAGUUUAGUCCACAGAGUAAUGAUAACUCGAGGGCGCAGAUAAGUGGAAUCAUUGAUGAUGAUGCUAAGAUAGAGUGUGAAAGAAUGGUUUUUGAACCUGCAGAGGACUUGGAGAACCCAACCAAAAGGCUUAGGAGUUCAUCUGAGGUCCCAAGAAACAUGAGGAAUGUUAAAUCAAGGAAGGAGAAUCCACUUCCUUCUUCUUACACAAGCAACAGUGAAGAGGAUAAAGGCCCUGCAGCUCCCAAAAAUAGAAGAAGUAGCAGUGGUGCUGCCACAGAUCCACAGAGCCUAUAUGCAAGAAAAAGAAGAGAAAGGAUAAAUGAAAGGUUGAGAAUACUACAAACACUUGUCCCCAAUGGAACUAAGGUGGAUAUCAGCACCAUGCUUGAGGAAGCUGUCCAUUAUGUGAAGUUCUUACAACUCCAAAUUAAGCUUCUAAGCUCUGAUGAUUUAUGGAUGUAUGCUCCAAUCGCUUACAAUGGAAUUAAUAUUGGACUAGACCUCUCUAUUACUCCUCCAACUAAAUGGGAAAGCCCUUUUCUACAUUGA
Arachis duranensis is the source of this 910-nucleotide messenger RNA. Its product is annotated as transcription factor bHLH84-like. Gene Ontology annotation, cellular component: nucleus. The transcript has 4 exons. The coding region runs from base 2 to 910 and encodes 302 amino acids. The record is from RefSeq and is a predicted model, not a curated record. Gene Ontology annotation, molecular function: protein dimerization activity; RNA polymerase II cis-regulatory region sequence-specific DNA binding; DNA-binding transcription factor activity, RNA polymerase II-specific. Gene Ontology annotation, biological process: regulation of transcription by RNA polymerase II. Lineage: Eukaryota; Viridiplantae; Streptophyta; Magnoliopsida; Fabales; Fabaceae.